CGGCGGUGGCGGCGCGGCCCCGCGGCCCGGCCCGGCCCGCACCAUGGCCAAGCACCACCGCACGCCGGCGCGCUCCGCCGAGCCCGUCAUCGAGGUCAAGAGCAAGUUCGACGCUGAAUUUCGCCGCUUUGCCAUGAAGCGCUCCGGUGCCGGCAGCUUCCAGGACUUCUACCAGCUGCUGCAGACAGUGCACCAGAUCCCACGGGUGGAUGUGCUCCUGGGCUACACAGACAUCCACGGCGACCUCCUGCCCAUCAACAACGAUGACAACUACCACAAAGCCCUGUCCUCUGCCAACCCCCUCCUCAGGGUCAUCAUUCAGAAGAAGGCAGAGUCUGACGCCAGCGUCUUCGCCUCCAACUCCUUGCAGCGGAAGAAGAAAGGGCUGCUGCGCCCAGCACACUACCGGGCCAAGCCUCACCUCCUCAUCGGGAUGCCCCAGGACUUCCGCCAGAUCUCCUCCAUCAUCGACGUGGACAUCCUGCCCGAGACGCACCGGCGCGUGCGGCUCCACAAGCAUGGCUCCGACAAACCGCUGGGCUUCUACAUCCGCGACGGCGUCAGCGUGCGCGUGGCUCCGCAGGGCGUCGAGAAGGUGCCCGGCAUCUUCAUCUCCCGCUUGGUGAAGGGCGGCUUGGCUGAGAGCACGGGGCUGCUGGCGGUGAGCGACGAGAUCCUGGAGGUGAACGGCAUCGAUGUGGCCGGCAAGUCCCUGGACCAAGUGACGGACAUGAUGGUGGCCAACAGCCACAACCUCAUCAUCACCGUCAAGCCGGCCAACCAGCGCAACAACGUCAUCCGCAGCAGCAAGGCCUCGGGCAGCUCCGGCAUGUCCACGGACAGCACCCCCAGCCAGCAGACCCCCAGCCCGGCCUCGCAGUACCUGAGCAAUUACAGCACGGCCGAGAGCGACGAGGAGGGCGACCUGGUCAUCGAGAGCGACAGCGCGUCCCACUACAUCCCUGGGGGCUGCCCCAACGGGGGCCCCGCGGACGGACCCCUCCAGCGGAGCCUGUCCCCGCACAGCUCGCGGGGCUCCCUGCAGUCCCUUGGCAGCCACGACGGCAGCCCUGGCAGGGGCAGCGGACGGGAGGAUGGCACCCUUCUCACCCUAUAGCUGCAGGGGCCCGUGCCACUCGGUGGCCGGCCGGGUUUCCGCUCAUCCGGGCUGGGUGUGGACGCCAGGGUGAUUAUGCGGGCAGGGGUGGAGAGGGGCCGCCCACUGCCCUCUCCCACUCCCCGUGACCCUGGGAGCCCCACUGUGGCACCCACUCAAGCUGGGCACUGCUACUCUGAGCCCCCUUGCCUCCCCUUCCAAGCAAGCGGGGGUUUUUAAUUAUUGAAAUAUGCAUCAUUAAUAUAUUGCAAUGGACAGUAAAACCUUUUCUAGAAAGCAC
Molecule: messenger RNA, 1397 nt
Organism: Parus major (Great Tit)
Lineage: Eukaryota; Metazoa; Chordata; Aves; Passeriformes; Paridae
Gene: PARD6A
Product: par-6 family cell polarity regulator alpha
Exons: 3
Coding region: 44-1117 (357 amino acids)
Biological process (GO): establishment or maintenance of cell polarity; regulation of cellular localization; centrosome cycle
Cellular component (GO): apical plasma membrane; nucleus; cell cortex
Molecular function (GO): protein kinase C binding
Source: RefSeq, a predicted model, not a curated record